Molecule: messenger RNA, 2965 nt
Organism: Planococcus citri (citrus mealybug)
Lineage: Eukaryota; Metazoa; Arthropoda; Insecta; Hemiptera; Pseudococcidae
Gene: Rnb
Product: R and B
Exons: 10
Coding region: 224-2860 (878 amino acids)
Biological process (GO): anatomical structure morphogenesis
Cellular component (GO): cytosol
Molecular function (GO): protein binding
Source: RefSeq, a predicted model, not a curated record
AAAAACUUAUCACUAAACAAAAAAAAAACAAUGUAAAAUUUCAUGUUUUAAAAAUUUUCUAGUUUCUUUUCGUUAAAAACGAAAUUUUUACGAAUUUUUCGAUAACGCUAAUAAGAUUUUCACGUUCUACGGGUUUCCGCGUUACAUUUAUGUACUACGAACCACCAUCGUUCUUCAUUUUGUUCAUUUCCAUUUGUUCGGAGAUUUCUUUCUUCUUACCAUCAUGACCGAUAAGGAAAGCGUUGCAGAAAUAACAAAAAUUCUGAAAUCGGCGAGCCCGCAGAAAAAACUAUACCAUACUUUGCUGCAUAUCCAUUCCGAUGUCAUUCCUUCGGAAACGAAGCUGAACGAAUUCAAGGAACAUGACGGCAUUCACUGUGUUAUACAAUUUUUAUCGAAACCUAAUGAAAGAAUUUUGAAUAUUUCGCUGGGAAUAUUGGCCAGCUGCUGUGCUAAUGAAGACUGCUGUAAUAAGAUUCUAUCGGAAGGAAUAGAGAGCCAUUUAAUUACAAUUUUACGUUCGGUGAACGAUGACAGAAUACAAUACAGAUGUUUCAAGCUCAUUUCAAGUCUGAUUAAGAAUUCCAAUUUUUGCUCAACCAUUGUGUCGAAUAAUGUAUUACAAUUAAUGGCACCUGUGUUGGAUGGAGAUCCUUCGUUAUUUACCAAAGUUAUAGCUAUCAAAACUGUCCAACGUAUAUGGAUUGCAUCUAAUCUCAACGAUCGAAAAAUGGUGGCAAAAAGUAAUAUAAUUCAAAGCGUUAUUAAACACCUUUCUAGCGAUGAUAAGGACGUACAGAAAACCGUACUGAAAGUAAUAUACUGUGUUUCAAAGACUCGUUCCGAUAUAAUUUUGAAACAGGCUUUUCAAGAAGACACCUUGAAACAUAUAAUCUCGAAAACUUCUGAAUUUCCUAUGCUAAUUUUACCGAUAAUUAACUAUGUAAGCGUUAUGAGAUGUUUUUAUUUCGAAUUAGCUAAAGCUGGUGCUUUGGAAGCUCUUUUUGAGCAAAUUCGUGGAAUUAAUGUGGAUAGUUCUGAGACAGACACCGAUACUAUUUUAGAAAUGGUAUUGCGUUCUGUUCAGCGACUCUGUAUUGAACCCAAAUGUCGCGAAAAACUUUGCAGUAUUCCCGAUGCUUUUUUUAUUCUGCUCAACAUUAUCGAGAACUGUUCGCAAAAGAAAUUGAAGAAAUAUUCCAUUUUAAUUUUAACUUCGUUUAUAUAUGACGAUUAUUCGCUAAAGAGGUUGGUCAGACAACGUUUAAUUAUCGUACUAGCGAGUUAUUUACAAAUUAUCGUGAAUGAUGAGGGCUCGCCUCACGACAAUAACGAAUAUAAAAACGAAUGCCCCAAUUUAUCAAGCAGUCCAGCGUCAUCUGGUCGUACAAGUCCUUUGUCUGACUGCGAUACGGUAAUGGCAGUGUCCCCCAGCCCUAACAGUGAUCGAUAUGGAUUUUCCCCGGUGUACUCCGAAAGCAGCGAUUAUUCACCGGUUUACUCUCCAGUAAUGGAAGAAUCCGAUAACGACGACGAAGUUGAAGAAGAAUGCGAAAAGUUAUCCAUUGACGAUGCCAGUAGCAAGGCUGAUUCUCCGUUCCUUCCAGACGAUGAAGAUACCGUUAAACCAGCCACCGAAGAAAAGAUCUUCAAUUUAUUAAAACAAUUGACUUAUAUGGGCGUACCUUUGUACGAUUUAUGCGCUCAACGAACGUGGGAAACGUUUUUAAAUUAUUUGGUAUUAGUUCGCAAGUCGAACGCGCAUGUGACAGCUGUGUUAAGUUCAAUCGCUGGGAAUACAUCUUAUUUUCUUUAUUUGUUAAAAUCACAGUUUCCUUUAACUGUGCAUAAGAAAUUACGUCAAUCUGUACAUGUUGACUGUACUGUAUGUGGAGAGUUGGAUCGUUGUGGAGCGCAAAUCUUACUACGUUUUCUUAGCGUUGCAGAAUCUUCUUACGGCAAUCAAAUUAUUAAAAAUGAAUUAGGACAAAACUGCAGUCAUAAUAAUAAAAUGAUUUAUGCACUAAUGAUCCCACACAUAGUAAAAGAUCCAAAUCAUCUCGAAGAAUACUUCUUGCGGUACAAAUUACUGGAAUGUAUCAUCGAGAGUUUCAAUAACGAAGACGAUGAAUUCGCUUUGGAAGAAAAGGUUGCCUGUUUAUAUUCACUAGCGGUUAAUUUAUACGUAGAAAAUCCUCGUACACCUUGUAAUUUAUGUAAAAAAUGCGAUGUUGCCAGCCUGGUGAAAGAAGCCACUAUAAGCUUCUUGCUAGACGACGGCAGCACAGUUACCGCAAACAAGAGCUCGUUGUGUGAAAAAUCUGAAUUUUUCGAAGCUAUGUUUCGUUGUGGUUUCAAAGAAGCCAAAGAGUCGACUGUUCAUUUGAAAAACAUCACAUCGGAUUGCCUGAGAGCAUUAUUUAGGUUAUUAUAUUCGUACUGUGAUUGUAUAGUGCCGCGAAAUGUGGCCGUGCUGUUAGAAUUGAUUAUACAAAGUGAUCGAUUUUCAAUACCAGCUCUCCCUGAAAAAUUACUCAAUAUUACCAUGAAUAGUCGACUUAAUUAUUCCAACUGCCAUUUGAUUUACAACUGGGCAAAAGAACAUGGUAGUUUUUUACCAUCGUUCGGUGACUGGCCUAUUUGCGUUAAUGUUAUUAAGUAUAUUUUGGUCGCUGACGACAUAACUUUCAAUCAAAGAGUAAAUUCGUUUAAAAUGCUUCUGAAAAGUAAACAUAAAUCAUCCGUUCUCAAAGAUAUCGUCGAAGUGAUAGAAUGCAGAUUAAAAUCAAAAGAUAAUAAAACCAAAUCUGCGAGCAAAUUUUCUUCAGAAACCGUGUCAAAGAAAUCUAAAUUGACUUGAUGUACUCGUGUGUAUUUUUUUGUGAUACUUAUAUUUUACUAUCGUGUGUUUCUUCUUGUUAUUCGUUGAUGAUUAAUUUUUAUAUUACAUACUUUUCCAGAGAUA